AUGAAAUACCUUCUGUGCGUCAUCCUCGCGGCCGUCGCCCUGAGCGCAGUGUCCGCCGGCUACAUUCGCAGCGGCUGGUACCCCAGCAGCGGUUACGGUGGUGGCUACGGUAGCGGCUACAGCGGUGGCUACAGCGGAUACGGCGGCUAUGGUGGCUGGAGCGGUGGCUACAGCCGCCCGCUGGUGGUUUCAUCCAGCUACGGCGGUGGCUACGGAGGUGGCUGGUCCCGAGGGGGCUGGUGGUAA
Molecule: messenger RNA, 246 nt
Organism: Pararge aegeria (speckled wood butterfly)
Lineage: Eukaryota; Metazoa; Arthropoda; Insecta; Lepidoptera; Nymphalidae
Product: keratin-associated protein 6-2-like
Exons: 2
Coding region: 1-246 (81 amino acids)
Source: RefSeq, a predicted model, not a curated record